Colletotrichum higginsianum IMI 349063 is the source of this 234-nucleotide messenger RNA. RefSeq lists its product as uncharacterized. The record is from RefSeq and is a predicted model, not a curated record. Lineage: Eukaryota; Fungi; Ascomycota; Sordariomycetes; Glomerellales; Glomerellaceae. The coding region runs from base 1 to 234 and encodes 77 amino acids. The transcript has 2 exons.
AUGGCUCCAAAAAAGUCAGCCUUGCCACCAAGAACCACCAACCGCUUCGACCGAAAUACCCAAUUGAUGACGAAAUCCGCCCCUUUUACGAGCCAAUCCAAACACCGAUUCGAAAAGACUGUUCUCACAAGACAUCCUCCCUCCAACCUUAACCGACGUCCCAACUUCGCGCGCAAUCACCUGCUCCCACGUCCAUCGAUCCCUCCGACGGUUGAACGAAACGGUUCGUUCUAG